GCAGUCCCAUCUGGCAACCUCGGCAAAGAAAGUAUCGGGCGAUUUUUUGCUCGCCAUCUGCUUGUCGUCGUUAAAGUGUAUCCGUUGAUCUGUGUAUCGUCGGUCGAGCGUUACCGGCUGGACGCGCAUUCCACCGACACAAACAUACUUAAUUGGCAUACAAACGCAAAGUUCAGACGCUACAACUAACGACCAUGUUCACGGUAUGCGGCGGGUUCAUGAACCUAGGCGCCGGCCUCGCUCGUCGCAUGUGCCGGACCUACACUACGGCCAAGAACAUCGGCAGCUUUCCGGAUUAUGUCAAAGUGGUGGAAGUAGGAGCUCGAGAUGGACUACAAAACGAGAAGGAGAUAGUUCCAACUCAAACCAAGAUUGAACUCAUCAAUCGGCUCUCUGGCUCGGGACUCCCUGUUGUUGAGGCUACUAGCUUUGUUUCUCCGAAAUGGGUUCCGCAGAUGGCAGACCACACAGAAGUGUUGACAGGCAUUCAAAUGCAGAAAGGCGUCAGUUACCCUGUCCUGGUUCCAAACAUGAAAGGUUUCAAAGAUGCACUCGCAGCAGGAGCCAAAGAGAUAGCAGUUUUUGGUGCCGCAUCAGAAACAUUCACUCAGAAAAACAUCAACUGCAGCAUUGAGGAGAGCAUUAAGAAGUUCUCGGAUGUGCUCGAAGCAGCCAGGGACAAUGGGAUCAAAGUUAGAGGGUACGUGUCCUGUGUGGUGGGCUGUCCCUACGAGGGCCCGGUGGCCCCUGAGGUGGUGGCCAAGGUGGCCGGCAUGCUGUACAGGGCCGGAUGCUACGAGAUCUCCCUGGGGGACACCAUCGGGGUCGGCACCCCUGGCACCAUGAGGCCCAUGCUGCAGGCGGUUCUGCAACAGGUUCCCGCCAGCGCACUAGCAGUUCACUGCCACGACACCUACGGCCAGGCGUUAGCCAACAUUCUGACUGCCAUGGCCAUGGGCAUAGCGACCGUGGACAGCUCGGUGGCCGGCCUCGGCGGGUGUCCGUACGCCAGGGGGGCCUCCGGAAACGUGGCCACCGAGGACGUGCUCUACAUGCUCCAUGGCAUGGGGAUACCCACUGGCGUGGAUCUGCAGAAGGUGAUUGGUGCAGGAGAGUUCAUCUGCAAGGCUCUGAACAGGCCGAACAACUCCAAAGUGGCCCGUGCCCUUAGUCGACUUUAACCAAGCCACCUGCCAUUCCAUCAGCAUGCUCUCGCACCUACCUAGGGGAGGGAUGAUUCCGAGUGUUUUAAUAUUUAUGACAAGCUUUCAGCUUAUUUAUUGAUGGGAUGAGGCGAUUUAACUUAUUGUACAACUGAGGACCGAGAUGAAGGUUUUUUUGAAGAUGUGCUUUGGGGGCAGGAGCCGGUAUUGUGAAUGUUUUCUGCCAACAAGCGGCGUUCGCAGCAAUACGUUACGAAAGAAUGUGCGAGCGUCUCCUUGGACGAUAGUGUUUUUGUUUUGCUUAUUUAUUACGGCACAGAGAACAUUGUGUGCCUGAUGCGAUGGCUCACUGGCAUUCCACUUUGAGUCAGGCUGCCAAUUUUACCGUCUAUGCUUCGACAAUCUGAGCUCUACCGAGUUCAUUCCUUUGUACAUACUGUAUAGGAUUUUAUGUUUGAAUAAAUUAAAAGUAAAAUGUUA
Messenger RNA from Ixodes scapularis (black-legged tick), 1643 nucleotides. RefSeq names its product hydroxymethylglutaryl-CoA lyase, mitochondrial. The transcript has 9 exons. Gene Ontology annotation, molecular function: hydroxymethylglutaryl-CoA lyase activity. Bases 195 to 1181 code for a protein of 328 amino acids. NCBI's taxonomy places the organism in Eukaryota, Metazoa, Arthropoda, Arachnida, Ixodida, Ixodidae. Gene Ontology annotation, biological process: L-leucine catabolic process; ketone body biosynthetic process. The record is from RefSeq and is a predicted model, not a curated record.